This is a messenger RNA of Talpa occidentalis (Iberian mole), 3066 nucleotides long. It is a transcript of the gene TCTE1, whose product is annotated as t-complex-associated-testis-expressed 1. Gene Ontology annotation, molecular function: protein binding. Gene Ontology annotation, biological process: flagellated sperm motility. The transcript has 5 exons. Gene Ontology annotation, cellular component: sperm flagellum. The coding region runs from base 233 to 1738 and encodes 501 amino acids. The record is from RefSeq and is a predicted model, not a curated record. Lineage: Eukaryota; Metazoa; Chordata; Mammalia; Eulipotyphla; Talpidae.
GCGACAAGGGGCGUCCCUAACGACGGGAGAUCCGACGGGCCCAGGGUCCUGCGGGAAGACGAGCGAGCGCAGGACUCCCUGGAGCUGGUGAGACUUCCACUCCAGACUUGCUCCAGACUUGCUCCAUCUUGCUCCAGACUUGCUCCAGCACUAAGGAACUGCCAGUGUGAGGAAGUUCCCAUUACAAGGCCAUCACCAAGGGACCACUGGUCCUCGGUUACCAGCUCCCAGCAUGCAAGAACCUCAAAUCUCGUCAAUAUCUGUCCCCAACCAUUCCUCAGUCUCCAUGGUGGAAAAGUCGUCCAUCCCGGCAGGCCAAGCUUCUAGCUUAGGUGCAUGGUCCUCAAGGGUCUCAGGCAUCCAAUCCCAAACAAAGUCCAAAGCUCCAAAUUCUGCAGCCAAAAAACGCUGGAUGCGCAGGAUCAUCGCUGAAGAUGAGGAGUGGUCGCUGGCCAUAGUGCCCCUCCUCUCAGAGCUCUGCAUUCAACACAUUGUCAAGAACUUCCAGAACAACCCUAUCCUGAAGCAGCUGCUACCGAAGCACCAGCAGAAGGUCCUGAACCUCUUGUCACAUGACCUACCACUGGCCGUGACUGCCAAUCUGAUCGAAGAUGAGAAUUACUGGCGCCGCUGCUGCACCAAGCGCUGGGAGGUGUGUCACGUGGCCAGGCACGGAAACAGCUGGAAGCGCAUGUUCUUCGAGCGGCAUCUGCAGAACCUGUUGGAGCACUUCAUCCCAAACACCACAGACCCCGCGGUGAUCCUGGACCAGGUGCCACUCUGCAAGAAUUAUGUGCGCAAGCUCUGUGUGCACCAGUUCCUUCCUCCGGUGCUGCUACCGACUGGGCCCCGGAGCGGGGACCUGUCUGACUCUGGCAGCGAGGGAGACAUGGAAGAGCUCGUCACCGACCACUACCAACUGGGCAAUCUGGUGGCUGGCCUGAGUCAUCUGGAGGAGCUGGACCUGGUGUAUGCAGUCAAGGACUGCGGCAUGAACUUUGAGUGGAACCUCUUUCUCUUCACAUACCGUGAUUGCCUCUCCCUGGCAGCCACCAUCAAGGCAUGUCACACACUCAAGAUCUUCAAGCUAACCCGAAGCAAGGUGGACGACGACAAGUCACGCAUCCUUAUUCGAAGUCUCUUGGACCACCCAACCAUUGAGGAGCUGGACCUGUCACACAACCUCAUUGGGGACCGUGGUGCACGCGCUGCCGCCAAGCUGCUGAGCCACAGCCACUUGCGUGUGCUCAACCUGGCCAACAACCAGGUGCGUGCAUCUGGCGCCCAGUCACUGGCUCAUGCCCUGGCACACAACGCCAACCUCGUUUCCCUCAACUUGCGCCUCAACUGCAUCGAGGAUGAGGGUGGCCAGGCACUCGCCCAUGCCUUGCAGACCAACAAGUGCCUCACCACACUGCAUCUCGGGGGCAAUGAGCUAUCUGAGCCCACCGCCACGAUCUUCUCCCAGGUGCUUUCCAUCAACACCACGCUCACCAGCAUCAACCUAUCUUGCAAUCACAUCGGGCUGGAUGGCGGAAAGCAGCUCCUGGAUGGCAUGUCAGACAACAGGACCCUCCUGGAGUUUGACUUGCGCCUAUCAGAUGUAUCCCAGGAGAGCGAGUACCUCAUCAGCCAGGCCCUCAAUGUCAACCGUGAAGCAGCACGUCAGCGGGCCUUGAAUCCCAGCCACUUCAUGUCACCCAUCAUGACCAAGAAUCCUGAGAACCCUGUGGGAUAGGAUGAGGACAGGGUGGGGCGGCAAGCAGACCUGGUAAUGCCUCUGCCACGUCUGCCUCAGAAUGUCACUAUUUAGGGGCCAUGUGGGGAGGGGAAACAGGUGGGGAAAGCACCCGAAUAACAUUGGGGUGAGUAAUCAAGGAUUGUGUAGAAACAGAUGGAGGGGGAGGGUCUGGGAUAGGGGAAGAAGUAUGAAGUGGUACCCAGCUACGGAAGUCUUAAAUGACCAACUUUUUCCAGAAGCAGGGAAGGCAGAAAGGUCUCAGAGAUUGUACCUGCUCAGAGUCCCCCCAGGGGCACCUAUCCUCCCCUCUACUUAACAGCCUCUGGACCUCUUGACCCUUCAAAUUCUUCCUCUCUUUAAUCUCCUCUCCUCCUCCCUCCCUCUCUCUUUCCUCUGGCUCCAGCAUAGCUCUGCUAGUUCUUCCACCCUCCCCCCUGCAGAUGUCACUUCCCUGUUGUUUGACCUGCAUUAAGUGAUCCAGUUCUACAGGCCAUGCCAUCCCUUAACUAGAUCCCCAUCCUCCAUCCUGGGAAAAAAAGAAACAGGUGACAGGAGGGGCUCAGACUCAGUGGCCUCCCCAGAGAGCUGCCCAUGGGAGGUGGAGAUGGUGGGGAAGUGCCACACUGGGAAAGGAAGUCAGUGAGUCAUUGCAACUUUAUUAUCCACCAGUUUGAUUUGUACAAUCUUUGCGCUUGGAAGUUCACAACAGAAAGGCCACAGUGUGAUGCACCCAAUUGACAGAGACCUGUCUUCUCCCCAGGCAGGCCCAGCUCACCCCACAAGCCCUUGUCCCCAGGACACACAGACUCUUAUAGGCGCCCUCCAUGAGCCCCCAUCACUCUGUGGCUGCCCACCCGGGGGCCACACCUAUGGGAAUGACGUCGACCCUCAGGGGCCAAGAGAGGACCUGACUGAUGGACACAGGCUGAGCCCCAUUCCCCAUCCCCCUCAGGCUGAGGCACCCAGAACCUCCCCAUCCUUUUUUCCAAAAGGUGGGUAAUGGGCUGCAACCAUGGCGUUGGGAUGCCUGCUCUCCAGGGACUCCUCCUAACCAGCAAGAGCUGAGCAGAGCACCGAAGGGAGCUUGGGAGUGACUGCACGCGCCUGCCUGUCCAGGCCACCCACAGUCUGUCCGUGCCUGACACCCUCUGACAGUUCUGGAGUGCAAAUGUGUAGGUGUGAGUGUGAGUGUGUGUGUACAUAGCCACAGCUGCUAGCAGAGGUUCUAAUUAGAGAAACAAGAACAUUCAGUGUAAAGUUUAAUUUUAGAGAUUAAUUAAUUUUCUGGUUUUCGUUUUCCCUGGCAAUCAAUAAAGCUACCAAGA